CACUGUUACGUCAAAUUAUCCUAACGUCAUGCUAUAGUUGGGAAGUAUUUGAAAUGCCCGUUAGGCGAUGGUCCUCGGAGGUUUUGAGGCCCUCGCGCUCUAUUUGAUAUUUCGACCGUUAUUCAUCCUAUAAGGUUUUACUUGUUAAACUGUUGAGCAUCUUGAAUCAGCAAGAUAAUAACUAGUUUUGCCAGAAACAUUUAACAAACUUUCAUCAUGGAAGUCGUAGAGAUACCGACUGAGAAAACUGAGCAAUUCAACACAACUAUUAAUGUAAGUCUUUUGGACGAAGCGGGAAGAAAUUAUAUUGACAAUAUUAGACAGAUAAUGAACGAGAGUGUAAAGGAAAAUCGAGGAGGGCCAAGAGAAUGGACUAUCCAGGACUUCCAAAUUGGAAUGCCAUUAGGCAGAGGUCAGUUCGGCAGGGUGUAUUUGGCAAGAGAAAAGAAAACUAAAUUUAUUGUCGCUCUAAAAACACUUAUAAAGAAAGAACUGAUCAAAGGACCAAUGCAACACCAGGUUUUACGUGAAAUAGAAAUACAGUCACAUUUGAUCCACCCUAACAUCCUCCGUCUGUACACGUACUUCCAUGAUGUACAACGGGUUUAUUUGGUGCUCGAAUAUGCCGGCAAUGGUGAGCUUUUCACUUUCCUCCAGAACCAGAGAAAUAGGAGGUUCAGCGAGCGGCGUUCUGCAAAGUAUACGUACCAGGUGGCCGACGCGUUGGAAUACUGUCAUAAGAAUUCUGUCAUGCACCGUGACAUCAAACCAGAAAAUCUUCUUCUCGAUGUAAAUGACAAUGUUAAAGUCGCUGACUUUGGUUGGUCGGUCCACGCCCCGUCAGACAAGAGGAGGACAAAGUGCGGCACAUUGGAUUAUCUCCCGCCGGAGAUGGUCGAGCACAAGACUUAUAACAAUCAUGUCGACCACUGGUGUCUAGGCAUCCUUUGCUACGAAUUCCUUGUCGGUAAUCCCCCUUUUGAAAGUGAAGACGACAAAACGACUUACGAAAAGAUAAAAAAAGUCCAAAUACAUUACCCCUCUUACCUGAAACCCGGUUCGAUUGAUCUCAUUUCUAAACUUGUUAAAUACGAUCCGAAAGAUAGGAUUUCUUUCCAUGAAGUGAAGACACAUCCAUGGCUAGUUGAAAAUAAGAACAAAUUUUUAAUGGAAUGAUUAAUUUUUUCUAAUUAAUUAAGUUUGUAACAUUAUUCUAUUCAAAUAUUUAUUAAAAAAAUUUCCAAACAUUUGGCAUAAUAUAAGCCUUUUAUUCAAUAAAUUGUCUUUUUAUUUAUUUAUUUUUUCUUUUUGCUGUGCUGUAUUCAAUUUUCUGUUUCUAUAGUUUUAAGUUGAUGUUUAAAAGUGUAUUUGGCAUCUUAGUUCUUUGUUACUGUUUAUUAACUAUUGUAUGUUAUGAAUUUUCAGUUGUCUUUAAUCUGAUUACUUCAGUAAAUAGAUGUGCAGUCAUAGAAUCUGUAAAAAAUUUUAAAUUGAAUAAAAUAAUGCAAAUUAUUUGUGAACAUUCUUUUGGAUUGUAUACAACCGUUUCUUCUUAACCUAAUUAAUUCUUGCAUUUGAAUGUGUGGUAUUUAGUGACCGUUAAUUAAUGUUUAUUUAGAGAUCAUGA
Molecule: messenger RNA, 1627 nt
Organism: Cimex lectularius (bed bug)
Lineage: Eukaryota; Metazoa; Arthropoda; Insecta; Hemiptera; Cimicidae
Product: aurora kinase C-like
Exons: 3
Coding region: 217-1176 (319 amino acids)
Biological process (GO): protein phosphorylation; mitotic spindle organization; regulation of cytokinesis
Cellular component (GO): chromosome passenger complex; spindle microtubule; spindle midzone
Molecular function (GO): ATP binding; protein kinase activity
Source: RefSeq, a predicted model, not a curated record